AGACCAACGUGCAAGAGACUUCCAUGCGACUCCAUGGCGGUGCGCGAGCUUCGCACUCGGUGAGGCCUUCAUGGCAGAAGGUGGAGAGCGUCCACAGGCGCCACAUGAAGUUGGUGGCGAGGCUGUGGACUACCGCCUGGUGAUCCCCACCCGCGGCCGCUGGCGCGCCGCCUGCAAGAUCACCGCGGAGCGCGCCCUCAAGAAGGAGGACCGGCCGUUCAUCUUGGUCAAGACCUUGGCCUUUCUAAAGCGGCAAAGGAUUCCCUCUCAUCGGGUCACGCUCUAUGUGGCGGACGAGGACGAGCGGCAAAGGUACCAGGAGAGGCUCUGCAGCGGGACGAGUUCUGGGCAGACACUGCGCUGCAGGUGGGUGUGCCGGGAAUUCUGGCACAGCGGAACCACAUCGUCAAGUCCAUGGAUGAAGGCACCUACGUUGUCAGCUUCGACGACGACGUGUCCGAGAUCUGCUGGUACACGCCCGGCUCAGCGGCUUUGACACCUUUGCCUGACGGCACCUUGGAGUCGUUGAUCUUCCAUGCGCACGGUCAGUUAAAGCGGCACCGCGCGUACAUUUGGGGGCUGAACCCCUCCAUGAAUGUGCGGAACCUUUGGUCGGACGGCAUCAGCUGCCGGAACGGCGAGAUCAACGGCUUCUGCUACGGCUUCCUGAACCGCCACAAGGAGGCGCUUCUGCCAGUGGUCUCCGAUACCGCGGAGGAUGCAGAGCGCUCCCUACGGUUCUUCAAAGAGGACAAGGUGGUGUUGAGAUACAGAAUGUACACUGGCAUCACCCGCUGCUUCGGAUAUGAAGAAGGGCUUCAGAAGCUCUUUGAAGGCGCCAGCCUCCGCGAGAGGAAGCAGGCGCGGAAAGCCGCUGAGGAGCUGGCCUUCGAGCAACUCAGGAAGCUCUUUCCAGGGCAGCUGAUGGCACGCAGGCAGCGCAAGACCUUGGCCACGCUGGCGGUGGCCUUUCGGCCGCUGGGGGGGCCGCCGGUGCCGGUGACCUCAGUGCCGGCGCUGCGGCAGGCGAACAAGGCAGACUCCAAGCACAAAGGGGCUCAAGGAGCCAGCCAAGCCUGUGAAGAAGCGGAAAUCAUCGACCUUGCAUUUCCCGAGCGAGGGGCCGUCCGAGCCAGAGCAAUCGCAGGAGGAGCCAAAGGAAGCUCCCAGCGCGAUUCUGGUCGAGAGCGGCUCCAGCGACGAGCUGAGCACGGAGCGAGGCGAGCAAGCUGACGAGAACGGCAGCCUGGAGUCCGCUUUGGCCCGCCAUGCAGGCACGGAGGAGGAAGCGCUUUUCGCGGCCUUGGAAGAGUCUCGGAAAUCUCUGGACUACCUGGCCUGGGAGCUGAACGGCUCCGUGGCGGAUCCCAUGGAAGAGGCCCGAGCCAGGUCCUUAAAGGAGGCAACCGCUGCGCUGCGAGAGGAUGCUGAGAUGAAGGAGGCGAUUCGUCAGUCGGAGGAGCAGAGUCCGGCCUCCAAGGGCAUCGCUCCGGACGCGGCGCCCGCUUCGGCUUCGGAAGCUUCGGCUGACCUGGCGCUGGCGCAGCUGGUGGACAUGGGCUUCGACGCCCAUGCGGCGCAAAGAGCCCUGGAACACGGCGGCUUCCGACUGGAUUCAGCGCUGGCUGAGUUGUGCAAGUAGCUGCUACUCGGGCGAUGCACGCUUUGCGCGGGCGGGCACAUGACACGCUUUGCCUUUCUUCAAGGUUUUUUUUUCUUUUUUCUUGG
Molecule: messenger RNA, 1728 nt
Organism: Effrenium voratum
Lineage: Eukaryota; Dinophyceae; Suessiales; Symbiodiniaceae
Source: the annotation of a GenBank genome assembly